Messenger RNA from Saccoglossus kowalevskii, 852 nucleotides. Its product is annotated as H/ACA ribonucleoprotein complex subunit 1-like. NCBI's taxonomy places the organism in Eukaryota, Metazoa, Hemichordata, Enteropneusta, Harrimaniidae. Gene Ontology annotation, cellular component: box H/ACA snoRNP complex. Gene Ontology annotation, molecular function: box H/ACA snoRNA binding. The record is from RefSeq and is a predicted model, not a curated record. Gene Ontology annotation, biological process: ribosome biogenesis; snoRNA guided rRNA pseudouridine synthesis.
UUUAAUUAUCUGUUUCAUCAUUAUUUAAAAUUCUAAACAAAAUAUACGCACAUGUCUGUAAAACCUCGGUUAGAAAGAAAUUUAUGUAACUGACGUGAAUGAGAUGUCGCAAAAGGGACAGUUAUAUAAUACAAGAUGGCUGCCCACUGACUGGAAAAACGUGGUUUCCGAAGUAUCUAAAAAAACAUUGUAAAUUGGAAAAUGUCAUUUCGUGGACGAGGUAGAGGAGGUGGCGGUGGGUUUAGAGGUCGGGGAGGUGGUGGUGGUUUUCGAGGAGGAGGAAGAGGUGGAUAUGGAGGAGGUCGUGGAUACGAUGCCGGUCCUCCAGAUGUUGUCACAGAGGCUGGUUCGCUACUCCAUCCUAGCCAAGAUGAGUUAGUUUGUAGAUGUACACUAAAAAAUCAAGUGCCUUAUUUCAAUGCACCUAUAUUCCUCCAGAAUAAACAACAGAUUGGUAAAAUUGACGAGAUAUUCGGACCAAUUAAAGAUUUUUAUUUUUCAGUCAAAUUAUCAGACAAUAUGAAGGCAGGUUCAUUUCAAAAAGAACAAAUGUUUUUCAUAGAUCCCAAUAAAUUACUGCCAUUACAAAGAUUUUUACCUCGACCACCUGGAUCUGUUCAAAAACGAGGUGGACGAGGAGGGGGAAGAGGUCGCGGUGGUACUCCAAGAGGUAGAGGGGGCUUCAGAGGAAGAGGUGGUUUCCGAGGCGGUGGAGGCAGAGGAGGAGGAAGGGGAUUCUCUCCAGGAGGAAGGGGAUUUACUCCAAGGGGAAGGGGUGGCUUCAGAGGUGGCAGAUAAGAAAAAAGAAGUAUUUAGUCACGCUAGAAAUAAAGUGUUUUUAAAUUACAAUAA